Paramecium pentaurelia is the source of this 408-nucleotide messenger RNA. NCBI's taxonomy places the organism in Eukaryota, Ciliophora, Oligohymenophorea, Peniculida, Parameciidae. The record is from the annotation of a GenBank genome assembly.
AUGUCAGAAAUAGUACCUCAUGUUUAUUUAUCCUCAAUUGUUUAUGCCAAAGACUUAUAUUGGCUUAAAAAGAAGAAGAUUUCAAAUAUACUUAUUAUUGGAUAAUUGUAAAAAUACUUUCCAUUAAAAUUUUAAUAUAAAUGCAUCCUUAUUGAAGAUAAACCAGAAAAUGAUAUAUCAUAAUAUUUUGAGGAAUGCAUAUAAUAUAUAGAUUAAGUUAUUGCAUAAAACAAAAAUAUUUUAGUUCAUUGUUAUGGUGGUUAAAGCAGAUCUGUUAGCAUUAUUAUAGCUUAUAUUAUGAGAAAAUUAUCAAUUGAUUCAGAAAAAGCAUUAAAUUUUGUAAAAGAAAGACAUCCAAGAGCAGAACCUAAUUAUGGGUUCUUAAAUCAACUCAAAACUUUUAAAUGA